This is a messenger RNA of Musca vetustissima, 1164 nucleotides long. Its product is annotated as LETM1 domain-containing protein 1. The transcript has 3 exons. Gene Ontology annotation, molecular function: ribosome binding. Gene Ontology annotation, biological process: intracellular monoatomic cation homeostasis. Gene Ontology annotation, cellular component: mitochondrial inner membrane. Lineage: Eukaryota; Metazoa; Arthropoda; Insecta; Diptera; Muscidae. The record is from RefSeq and is a predicted model, not a curated record. The annotation marks the transcript as partial.
GACGAGAAGAAGGAUUCUCCACUCAAAGAUGCAUUCGACACGGCACAGAAAAGUGGGAAACCAUCCACCACUACCCCGCUAGCGGAAAAUAUUAGUAAAUUGCAACAGGCUGCUGCACCCAUUAAAGAUGCUGCAAAACAAGCAGUCAUAGCCAAAGCUAAACUAUCACCGCAACAGGUGCGUGAAAAUGUACGAGGAUAUAUGUUUACCCGUUUCUUUGACUAUGUCAAAAAUUAUGACAAAGUUUUGGAAAAGAAUUUUCCCUCGGCCAUGAAAGUGUAUCGGGUUUUCUUUGAUGGUGUAAAGUUGUUCUUUGCUGACAUGAAACGAUUUUUGAAAAUUGCACGUAUCGUUAACGCUUCUCCAAAGGGUCUGAAAAGUUUAAACCGCCAAGAAUUGGAAUUGUAUAUGCAAAUGCCAAGGGAUAUGAUAAAAGUGGCACCGGCUUUGAUAUUGUCAUCGCUGCCCAUGGUCGGCUAUGCUGUGUUUCCAUUAGUUGUCAUGUAUCCCCGUACAUUCUUAACCUCACACUUUUGGACCCUGCAGCAGAAAUCCGAAUUCAAGCAAUAUUAUUUCUUAGAACGUUUGACAUACAACCGUCCGGUAUUGCGAUGCUUACAGGCCAAAUUGAAGACCACCAAAAAUCAUCCCAAACAUGAACAAUUUGCUCAGGUCUUGGGUCAGUUGGGAAGUGGCACACAUCCCAGUGUAGAGCAAAUCUUAGACAUUAAAGAUAUUUUUGCAGAUUCACCUUUUAAUUUAAUAUCGCUGCCAGGAAAACAUAUCAAAUUGCUCAAUAAAAUGCAUGGCAUCCCACGUGGCUGGUUCAAGCGUCACAGUUUAUAUGAACACGCCUUCUUUAUACAUUACAUGGAUUUGGCAAUAUGUCAAGAAGGCGGUGUUCACAAUAUGCCAUUGGAAGCCCUGCGCAAUGCCUGCUAUAUUCGUGGUCUAAAUCCUAUAAAUAUGAGCAAUGAUGACAUGAUUUCGUGGCUGCGUGAUUGGAUCAAGAUCUCCAAAGAAAUACGAGUUGAACAUUUAACCCUGUAUUUGCAUUUGCCCAUUUUAAUGGCCUAUAAUCAUCCGAAUAAUUGGCAACUAUUAUAUGGUCAUAAGGAUACAAAGAAACAAAGUCAAUCGACCACAACAACAAACAGUGAAUAA